This is a messenger RNA of Pieris napi, 3351 nucleotides long. Its product is annotated as myb-like protein X. The coding region runs from base 102 to 3086 and encodes 994 amino acids. The record is from RefSeq and is a predicted model, not a curated record. The transcript is spliced from 5 exons. Lineage: Eukaryota; Metazoa; Arthropoda; Insecta; Lepidoptera; Pieridae.
GAAUUUAUCUAUAUUCUGUGUCCUAUGUUUGAGAAAUGUAAAUUCAAACAAAUGACGUGAAAUAAUAACGUCUUACUAAUUUGAAUUGUUUAAUAAAGUGUAUGAACGAAUUAAAUGUAGGACAUAGUAGAAUGGCGGACAUUGAAGAAGAAAAUAUGCUUUCGUUUCAUACCGAAAUUGGGGAGGAAAGUUCUGUUGGUGGUAGCUCAAAAAUGAUGAUGCUCAUGAACAAUAUUCACUCCAAUUUAAAUCACUACAGACAGGAUCUCACACAACAUACUCGGAGUUUGUAUCAUUGUGAAAGACAGCCAUCUCCUAUGUCAUUCAGAUGUGGUUUUGAGGCCAACAGAUUUAAUUCUAACAAAUAUCCAAGUUCCCACAGAUCUGUUUUAGAGUGUAGGAGUAGAUCUCCACUUUCAUUGCGUAGUGGGGACAGUGUAAGGAGUGCCAUUGACAUAACAAAUGCCCUUAAGUGUGAAUCAUUUAAUACACAUGAAUUACAAAUGAUUAAAAAUGUGGUUUGUCGAAAAUUAAAACAACAAUUAAGAAAAAGAUAUGAAAAAAAUAGAAAUAGGUUUAUGUUACUAAACACAAAUAAUAAUAAAAUUAAAAACAUUCAUAGAAAAAUUGUUUCAAGUGGAGAAACUAGUGAUUCUCCCAUAAGUAGCAAUGAAGAUGGUGAAAACCAAUCAAAUAAAAUGGCCACAGUGUUUACAGGACCACAAAUCAGUCAAGUUAAUAAAUCUUUAGUAACAACUACAAAAAAUAAUAUUCAUCUGCUAACAGAUCUUAGAAUGCCUGUUCAAAAAAACAUGUUAUUGAAUUCCCACAAAAACAAUAACCAUUUAGGGGAAGUAAUGAAACCAGACUCAACUCUAGUAUGCAAUGAAGAAAGAACACUUAAAGAAAUAACAACUAAAGAAUGUCCACUUCAAUCACAAAGAUUUACAGAAACAGCAACAACCACUAAGAGGAAUAAUUUGAUUGAGCAACAUAAGAAAACAGAAGAACAGAAUUGUUGCAGCAGUGAAAAUGAAGGUAACUUUUCUGCUUAUGAUAAAAGAAAACGGUCCCUAAAAGAUCAAUGUUACAACAAUGAAAAAAAAAUAAACCUUUCAAGCCCAAUAUCACCAUUUAAACAUUUGACAAAAGACGUGUUUAAGAAACCGUUAAUGCCUAUGACAAAGGCUGCAGGAAAACAUGUGAAUAUAAAAGAUGUGAUUUCCGAGGCUACAAUGCAGCCUUUGAGUGGAUCCAAUCAGAAAGAUAAAAAAAAAUCAUUAAGACAAAUGGAGGAUUUAAAAAUAAAUGAAGUUUCAUUGAAAUCUAGUUUUUCAAAGAGAAAAUUAUUUACUCAAAAAGAUCUCUUAAGUGUUAAAGUAGCAAGUGAUGCUGCCGGAGGAAGUCCUCAAGCAAAAGUUGACAAUAAAGAAAAGAAUAAAGCAAGAAAACUUGUGACAUCACAGUCUUGUCUAAAUAGAAAUGUUUCUGAUGAGGAAGACGAUGUAUUGGGCUUAAUUAAAAAAAUAAUUCCUGCUGAACAAAUUAAUUCAACAUCUAGUAAAAUUAUUAAAACAAACUCUGCUUGUGAUGACAAAUGUAACAGUGAUGUCAGUGAUACGUUUACAGAUGAAACACUUAAUAGCACAGCUUUUGAAACAGAUUCUAGAAAGGAUAAUAUUCAAAAGAGUAGCUGCCAGCAAUGGCACAAUGGCCGCUCUAUACUUAGAGAUUGCAGUGUUAUUAUAAACAAACAUGCAACCGCAAAUAUGGUUCAAAGGUCCAAAUGUGUGAAAUCUUUUUGGGAUACUGAUAUUGAAAGUGAAAAAGAAUCUGAAACUGUUCCCGCCUGCAAAUUAUUCAAUGCCGAAAUAAAAGGUCAAUUAAAUGAUGCGACUUCAUCAACUCUUAAUACCACAAAACAUCAAAUAAGUAAGAAUGUAGGUAAAGUUUUAACAGUGCAAGAUUUGAUAAAUAAAAGGAAUGCUAAGAAGAAAACAUUGAACAUGGAUAUAAAAGUCUCAAAUGAUAAAGAAAAAAAAAUGAGGGAAAACAUUAAAAAAGCCAGCAGUGAAAUUCCACAAAAUGAUAAAGAAAAUAUAAAUACAAAACAGAAUGAACAAAAUAAAGUAGAAUCUAUAAUAAAUAAAAAGAAGAAGGAAACUUUAGGUCAGUCUAGCCCUGUCAAAAAAAAUGCUUUUAAGAAGAAACAAACUGGCACUAAAGAAAAUUCAGAAUUGAAGAGGAAAGAAUGUAAGAGAUCAAAAAGUUCUAACAGAAACUGCUCUGGAUGUUAUAGUACCACAAAUAACAUGAAAAAUGGUAUUAAGAAACAAAGAUAUUUAAGGACAAAACCUGUUCUAAAUAGCUCCCUUAAUACUAGUGAUAGUUUAAACAUUUCAAGAACAAGGUCCAAAAAACAAAAUGCAAAUGUUGAUUCUUCAAAGGAAAAUAUUUCUCAACUUUCUGAAAAUGUCAACAUUACUUUGCUAAGUUUAAGGCCACGAAAACUAAUCAAACCUUCAAGGACUAAACCUAAUCUAAAUAGCUGCCUUAAUACUAGUGAUAGUUUAAACAUUUCAAGUUGGACAAGGUCCAAACAACAUAAUGCAAAUCUUCAUUCUUCAAAGGAAGAUAUUUCUCAACUUUCUGAAAAUGUCAACAUUACUUUGCUAAGUUUAAGGCCACGAAAACUAAUCAAACCUUCAAGGACUAAACCUAAUCUAAAUAGCUGCCUUAAUACUAGUGAUAGUUUAAACAUUUCAAGUUGGACAAGGUCCAAACAACAUAAUGCAAAUCUUCAUUCUUCAAAGGAAGAUAUUUCUCAACUUUCUGAAAAUGUCAACAUUACUUUGCUAAGUUUAAGGCCACGAAAACUAAUCAAACCUUCAAGGACUAAACCUAAUCUAAAUAGCUGCCUUAAUACUAGUGAUAGUUUAAACAUUUCAAGUUGGACAAGGUCCAAACAACAUAAUGCAAAUCUUCAUUCUUCAAAGGAAGAUAUUUCUCAACUUUCUGAAAAUGUCAACAUUACUUUGCUAAGUUUAAGGCCACGAAAACUAAUAAAAAGUAAAAAAAUUGCCUAAAACUAAACCAAGAUUUAAAAAUCUUGAUGAAACCUAAUUGAAUUUCAUUAUCAUUAUGUUAUAAUAAUUAUAUAAAUGCAUUUAUUUAGUGUAAGUAAAUAACUAGUUAUACUUUUAUAGAAAUUGGAAUUUUAUUAUAUAUUAUACUUAAAUCUUAUUAUAUAUUAUACUUAAAUUUUAUGGACCUUUAACUAUUAUUUUAAUACACAAAUUUUUAUAAAUUUGUAGCAUUUAUACCUUAUGAUAAUAUAUGAGUUUGAUUUAA